Trichomonas vaginalis G3 is the source of this 273-nucleotide messenger RNA. RefSeq names its product organellar and viral DNA polymerase type B. NCBI's taxonomy places the organism in Eukaryota, Parabasalia, Trichomonadida, Trichomonadidae. The record is from RefSeq and is a predicted model, not a curated record. The annotation marks the transcript as partial. The transcript has a single exon.
GAAGGCUUACUUUACAUCGUUCAGAAACCGAAGGACUUCAAUACAAAGAGAUAUAAGAUAGGAAGAACAUAUAAUAUAACUCAAAGAUAUGACAGUACAGUCAAUAGAGUCAAGGUUGUGUUCGUUAAUGAUAUGAGAGCUGCAGAAACAGAACUACUUGAAAAGUUUGAGAAAAGGUAUGGUGCUCCCAUGAAAGGUAAAGAAACGUUUGAAGUAGAUGAGAUAGAUAAAGCUAUAAAAUUAUUUGACGAAGUUGCUGAAAAAUACAUGUAA